This is a messenger RNA of Synchiropus splendidus (mandarinfish), 1968 nucleotides long. RefSeq names its product lactamase, beta (gene lactb). Lineage: Eukaryota; Metazoa; Chordata; Actinopteri; Syngnathiformes; Callionymidae. The record is from RefSeq and is a predicted model, not a curated record. The transcript is spliced from 6 exons. Bases 69 to 1619 code for a protein of 516 amino acids.
ACGAAGAAGAGCUCCAUGACAACAAGAGUGAGCAGAAGUAGAACACAAACAAAGUGUUUGUCGUCAGCAUGUCACAGUUGUGUGUCCUCAACCGUGCUAUUUUGGUGUCGCGGUGUACAGAAAGAUUAAAACAGCGCUCACUUUGGUUUCAACGACAACAAAGACUCCACGUCGAGGGACCGAACCCUGCCGCUGCUGCCUGCAGUAAACGCCGGUCCAAGUCCUGGCUCUGGCUCUGCGGACUCGGUUUGGGCGUCGCUGUUGCGGUUGGACUGAAAACCAACCGAGAAAAGGCGAACGUUCCCUGUGGUGACGGAGAGAAUUUGAGGAUUGGCGGAUAUGAAGCUGCGAUCGAAGCGAGUCGAGAGCUGCUCAAGAGGAUUCAAGUAGGAACACGUGAUGAUGCGGAGGUCGGCGCACCGGGUCUGGUGGUGGGGGUGUCGGUCAAUGGUCACCAGGUCUGGAGUGAAGGGUUUGGCUAUUCCGACUUGGAGAACCGCGUGCCGUGCGGCCCAACAACUGUGAUGAGAAUCGCCAGCAUCAGUAAACCGCUCACCUCCGCCGCUGCUGCACUUCUGUGUGAAGAAGGGAAACUGGACCUGGAUGCUCCGGUCCAGAAAUAUGUGCCGGAGUUUCCUGUGAAGCAGUUUGACGGCCAGGAUGUCACCAUCACCCCCCGUUUGCUUCUGUCCCACCUGAGUGGAAUAAGACAUUACGAGAAGGACGGCAGGAAGGUGAGGGAGAAAGCCAAGCGGCCGCUGAAGCCGCCCGCUCAGGAGACAGAGGAGGAGAAGAGCUCUGCUGAGAGCAAACCGAACACCCAGGAAAACAGUGCUCAGGCGAAGAAAGAGUUUGAACAGGAGGAGUAUUACUUGAAGGACAACUUUGAAAAUGUCAUCCAGGCGCUGGACCUCUUCAAGGACGACCCGCUCAUCUACAAGCCAGGAACCACGUUUCUCUACUCCACUCAUGGCUUCACUCUUCUGAGCGCGGUGAUGGAGCGGGCCUCGGGUCAGCGCUUCCUGGAUCUAAUGAUGAGCAUGUUCUACGAGCUGGGGAUGGACCACACCGUGGCGGAGCAGAACGACCCCAUCAUUUACCAUCGAUCCAGAUUCUAUCACGUCAACAAGAAGGGGCGGGUGGUGAACUGCCCCUACGUGGACAACUCCUACAAGUGGGCUGGGGGUGGCUUCCUGUCCAACGUGGAGGACCUGCUGCUGUUCGGGAACGCGCUUCUCUACAGCUACCAGGUCGCCCAACUGCAGGACCCCAAAAACCUGCUGCCGGGUUUCCUUAAACCCAAAACCAUUCAGGAGCUGUGGGAGGCUGUGGACCGGACCGAGUCCAACUCCAACAAGGAUCAUCUUUACGCUCAAGGCUGGAUGGUCGUGAAGGAGAAGCACAAGUACGGGCAGUGCAAGAGGCGCAGGUGCUUUGUUUCUCACACAGGGGGCGCCGUCGGGGCCAGCAGCGUCCUCCUGGUGUUGCCCACCGAUGAAGCCCUGGACGGACAAACGCUUCCACGCGGAGUGGUGGUCACCAUCCUCAUGAACGUGCAGGGAGUCGGCCUCAAAAGCACUGCCUUCAAAAUCGCCCAUGAGUUCGACAAAAGCAUAUGAGCGUAUGAGCUGUUUUUAACAAUUUAAUUUUCAAGAAAAUGAAUUUCAGUUUUUCCCCAUCCGCCUUUUAAUGGUGUAUUUAUUGAAAGAUCAUUUCACUUGCGCUGUUAUAGGACUUGCCACUAGGGUGAGCCAUAUGAAAAAACAACUUGCCUUUUUUAAAUCAUACUUUUAAAUCCGUCUAAAUCUGUGAAGCGUGUUGCAUAUUCUGCCAUUUAGAACUGGUCCAGUCUGAUUCAUCUUGUCUUCACGUUCCAGCUGCCGCAUUUUUUUAUUUAAUGAAACCUAAUUUUGACUACAGUUUUUGUAAAAUAAAAGCCGUCAUGAAUGAACUACAUGACAACGAUGA